Molecule: messenger RNA, 1619 nt
Organism: Penicillium canescens
Lineage: Eukaryota; Fungi; Ascomycota; Eurotiomycetes; Eurotiales; Aspergillaceae
Product: PWI domain-containing protein
Exons: 5
Coding region: 17-1264 (415 amino acids)
Biological process (GO): regulation of mRNA splicing, via spliceosome; mRNA processing
Cellular component (GO): spliceosomal complex
Molecular function (GO): RNA binding
Source: RefSeq, a predicted model, not a curated record
CUCCAUCUCUCGCGAAAUGGCCUCAAGUGUCGAUGCCAAGCUGCUGAAGCAGACCAAGUUCCCUCCCGAGUUCAAUCGGAAGGUGGACAUGACGAAAGUGAACGUCGAGGUUAUGAAGAAAUGGAUCGCCAAACGCAUAUCUGAGAUUUUAGGCAACGAGGAUGACGUUGUUAUUGAGAUGUGCUUUGGGCACUUGGAGGGACCACGCUAUCCCGAUAUCAAAUCCCUCCAGAUCCAACUAACUGGAUUUCUCGAUAAAGAUACCCCCAAAUUUUGCCAGGAGCUAUGGUCAUUGUGUCUGAGCGGCCAAGAAAACCCACAGGGUGUUCCGAAAGAGCUUCUGGAAGCUAAGAAGCUCGAGCUCAUACAGGAAAAGCUUGAGGCCGAGAAAGCUGCUGAAGCGUCACGCCGACAGAAGGAACAGGAGCAAACACGUGAACGCGAUAUUGACAACAUCAGACGCCAAGAGCGUUCGGAUCGUGGAAGAGCAGGGGGAAGAGGCGGUGGCCGUGGAGGUCGAGAUUUUGACAGGCGAUCUCCCCCUCCCAGAGACCGGGACCAUGGUCGAUACCGUGAAGCUGGGCCCCGGCGUGACUUUGACUCGUACGUUCCGCCUGAUAACCGCCGAGGUCGUCGGCCAUCUGGGACCUCUGCGCAAUCUCGCUCUCGAUCCCCGCAGCAAUCACCCGCCCGCCGCGACCGCGAUGCGCCGCGCCAACGACACCGUGAACGCCGUCGCCGCUCCCCAAGCAAUUCAACCUCCCCGGAUCGACGCAGACGUGGAGGACCGCGAAGGCGCAGUCCGGACUACGGUGACCGUGCUAGAUCCAUUACCCGCAGUCAUGCAUCCCGCUCACGUUCUCCCAGAGGAGACCGCCGCAGACGAGACGCCUCUCGCUCCAGAUCUCCCUCUCGCUCCCGCCGUUCAGGAAGAUCCAACAGGACCCGCGACCGCGACCCUCGACGCCUGAGCCGCAGUCACAGCCGCAGUCGUAGUCACAGCCGUGACCGUCGCCGUGAUACUCGCAGGCGUCGCAGUCCCAGUGAUAGCCGGAGCCGGAGCCGAAGCCCGAGGAAGGACACGAAGCGUCGACGCUCAAUGGAUAGAUACAAUCCUACGGAAAGGAGCCAGCGUAGCAAAUCUCCUGUAUCCUCACCCGAUGAGAAACGACGCAAGAAGGCUGAUGAAGAUGAGGAAUAUUCCAGACGACCUUCCAAAGCAGAUGAUCAAGAUAUGAAAGAUGCUGAUGAGGUUGGUCAUUGAACGUUGGUCAUUGAACGUCCAAAUCCGCCCUCAAUCUACACCUCUCUCGAGACACAUUGAUAUCUUGUCUGAUAAACCCGAAAAACCAAUCUCCAAGCGGUUAUCUUCAACGGAAUUUCGAGAGAAAUUACUCCGUGAGAAAAUCCUCGCUAUGCGUCGUUCUAGCGACAAGGUGAGCAGCUCACCGAAGACGGACAAGCAGUGAAAACAUCCAAAUCAUUGACAGAGGGCUUCUCAAUACGUUUGAAAACAAGUGAAACGAGUUCAUUUAGCGCCGUACAAUUAGCAAUUGCAUGUAGGAAGAUUUUGUGAAAUUUCGUCUUUCCAGAAAAUUAGCAGUAAACGAACUUUUUGC